This is a messenger RNA of Chaetomium globosum CBS 148.51, 207 nucleotides long. RefSeq lists its product as uncharacterized. The transcript has 3 exons. The coding region runs from base 1 to 207 and encodes 68 amino acids. The record is from RefSeq and is a predicted model, not a curated record. Lineage: Eukaryota; Fungi; Ascomycota; Sordariomycetes; Sordariales; Chaetomiaceae.
AUGCCCAAAAGGUGGAGAGCCGGGUGCGAGUGGGUAAGGAGAUUAAGAAACAACCUCCCGGAUAUGCUCACGGUCCGAGCACUCCUUCCCGGCUCCCGGGAUAAACCGGUCGGUCCGUCGCGGCCCCAGGACGGACAGAGCACGGUCGGGUUCCAGAAGGCCACGAAUGGCGCCGUCAAGGACGGCCAAGCUCGCGACUCUUCUUGA